This is a messenger RNA of Numida meleagris (helmeted guineafowl), 1245 nucleotides long. RefSeq lists its product as uncharacterized. The record is from RefSeq and is a predicted model, not a curated record. The transcript is spliced from 5 exons. Bases 82 to 1125 code for a protein of 347 amino acids. Lineage: Eukaryota; Metazoa; Chordata; Aves; Galliformes; Numididae. Gene Ontology annotation, biological process: response to bacterium.
UCCUCUCCUUGUGACCCCAAAUGCCACCCGGGCUCCUCGUCCCAUCAUUAGUGUCACCUCGGCCAUAAGCUCGGCCGCAGGAUGCGGCACAGGAAGGCUCCUCCUCGGCCCCGGGCCCCGUCCCACCCCAAAUUUCCCCUUUCAGAGCUUUCUGCAAGAGCUGAGAGCAGCCUGAGGCUGUGCAGCUGUGCUCAGCACCAUCCAAGCAUGCCCUGCAGCCCGGCCCGUGUCAUCCUGCUGCUGCUGCCCGGAGCUGCCCUGGUGCAGCCGUGGAUCCAGCAGCGCCCGGCGCAGCUCUGGGUCCGCCCCGGGGACACGGUGGAGCUGAACUGCAGCACUGGCAGUGAACGGGAUGUGGAUCGGUACAGGUCCGUGAAUUGGUACCGGGAGCAGCUGGACAGCAGCUUGCUCUUCAUCUACCGGAGCUCGAAUUACUCACGUUCAGAUGGAAAAUACUCGGGGAUGAGCAGAGCGGGGGAUUCGUUUUCCCUGCGCAUCAGCGCUGUGCAGCGGGAGGACUCCGGGUUUUAUUACUGCGGUUCCAACGCUUCUCCCUUGGAGUUUGGGGACGGCACCAGGUUGGUGGUCACAGAUGCCACCGAGCCCACCCUCUCCAUCUUUCUGCCCGUGGAUGUGGAUCUCAACGAGCCACCCCCGGCUGCCAUCCCCCUGCUCUGCCACCUCUACGACGUCCCCGAGGGCUGGGACACCGUCCGCUGGCACCACGGCAAUGUCACCCCGGUGACGGUCACCUCCAUGGAUGAGCGCGGUGUCCUCAGCACCUGGAGCCUCACCUGGCUCCCGGCGGAGCCGUGGCACGGCACCGUGGGCUGCACGGCCGUGCAGAGCAGCACGGGCAGGAACGUCACCGCGGCCACCAGCCGGCCCGGCACCGCAGCGCGGUGUCUGCAGUGGCUGCCGGCGGUUCUGCUGCCCUCGGUCCUCGCCAUCUCCAUCCAGCUGAUGCUGCGGCUCCGACAAAAGCCCCGCGGUGGGGGUCCCGGCGCCCCACAGCCCCCCCGGCAGCGCGGAUCCCCCCCGCCGCCCCAUAGAGCCGCAGGACGGAGCCAGGAGACCGAGUACGCAGCGGUGGCACUGAGAGCCCCUUCCCCACGUGUGCUCUGAAAAAAAAGCAAUAAAAGGGAGAACGGGGAGAACGGCUCUGGGCGAUGGGAGCCCGGUGGGCAGCAGCUCUGUGCUGUGAGGUCUGCGACUCUGCGGGAACUUUGCAAAAAAAAAAAAAAA